CGGUUACUUGUUCAAGAACGAAACGUGGUGAUGGAAAACGGUCUCGUUCGAGUUAUCUUAACCAACCCCGAAGGUCUAAUAACAGCAAUAGAAUACAAGGAUUUGGACCGUAACUUACUUGAGUUCCGCUAUCAUGAAGACAGCAGAGGAUACUAUGAUGUUAUGUGGGGAGAACCAGGACAUGAAGGAAAUUUUGACAAGUUGAAGGCAACAACAUUUAAGGUUAUAGUACAAAACGAGAACCAAAUCGAAGUUUCUUUUUCAUGGACCUGGGAUAUUUCGCUUAAAGGAAAACGCAUGCCUAUUAAUUUGGACAAAAGGUACAUUAUGCUGAGGCAUUCCUCCGGUUUCUAUACGUAUGUUAUUUUUGAUCAUUUGAAAGGGUGGCCCGAGUUUGGCAUUGGCGAAGCCAGAAUUGCUUUCAAGCUCAGCCAAGACAUGUUUCACCACAUGACCAUAACCGAUACAAGGCAAAGAGAGAUGCCCACGUUACAAGAUCGUCUUCGAGGGAAACCUCUAGCCUAUCCAGAAGCAGUUCUGUUGACAAAUCCAGUCAAUCCAUCUCUUAAAGGAGAGGUAGAUGAUAAGUACCAGUAUUCAGUGGAGAAUAAAGACACGGGGGUACAUGGAUGGAUUAGUGCCAAUCCACGCAUAGGAUUUUGGAUUAUAACAGCCAGCAAUGAGUUCCUUGUUGGUGGCCCUCACAAACAGGACCUCACAUCCCAUACAGGCCCUACAAGUCUCUCUAUAUUCUUUAGUAGCCAUUACACUGGACAGGAGCUAUCCCCGAAAUUCCAAAAUGGAGAACCAUGGAAAAAAGUUUUUGGCCCUGUGUUCGUCUAUGUUAACUCAGUUCCCGAAACAGAAAAGGAUCUCUAUACAGCACUCUGGGUGGAUGCAAAAGCUCAGUUGGCGAAGGAAGUCAAAAGUUGGCCUUAUAGUUUCCCUGCUUCGGCUGACUUUCCUGCCUCAGAUGAACGGGGUACUGUUACAGGAACCUUGUUAGUCCGAGAUAGGUAUAUUAAUAGUCUUGACAUCGCCGGGAAUGGUGCUUAUGUUGGUUUGGCUCCCCCAGGAGAUGUUGGAUCUUGGCAAAGAGAUUGCAAGGGCUAUCAGUUUUGGACUAAAGCCAACUGGGAAGGAUCAUUUGCUAUCCCUAAUGUUCGUGCAGGAGAAUAUAAUCUCUUUGCAUGGGUUCCUGGUUUUAUUGGAGAAUUUAAGCACAAUAUUAGUAUUCGGAUAUCUCCAGGAUGUAGUCAGAAUUUGGGUAAGCUUGUAUAUGAACCUCCAAGAGAUGGUCCUACAUUGUGGGAGAUAGGUUUUGCCGAUAGAUCUGCAGCUGAAUUCCGUGUACCUGAACCUAACAAAAACUACGUCAACAAACUCUAUGUUGAUCUUCGUGAAGACUGGUUCCGACAAUACGGAAUAUGGGAGCGGUACUCAGAAUUGUAUCCGACUAAAGAUCUCGUUUUCACUAUUGGCGUUAGCCAGCACCAGAGAGAUUGGUUCUAUGCACAUGUGCCAAGGAAACAUGGUAACAUACUUGUUCCAACAACAUGGAGCAUUGUGUUCAAAACCGACAAAGUAUUACCAACAGGAACUUAUAAACUGCGAAUAGCAUUUGCUUCUGCUACUUGCGCUGAAUUACAGGUUCGUGUCAAUGACGAAAAAAAAGUAAGGCCUCUCUUCACAACUGGAAGAAUAGGAAGAGACAAUGCAAUAGCAAGACACGGAAUUCAUGGAUUGUACUGGUUAUAUACAGUUGAUGUACCAGGGAACCUACUUCGCCAAGGUGAAAACACAGUAUUCCUAACACAAACAAGGACUUAUAUGGCGUUUGAUGGUUUCAUGUACGAUUACAUCCGCUUGGAAAGGCCUCCAUCCAAUGUUGUUCAUAAGGGUUUCACAUCUGAUUCUUCACAAGCUGCAGCAAAUUCCAUUAUUCGGUCUGAAUCUCGGGUGUUGGAAACUCAAGUUGAAGGUGAUAACUUCAAAUCCCUGGAUGAUUUGAGCGACUUCAACUCUAAUUUUGUAUCUCCAUCCGGAUUUGGGGAUAUGGGGGUGGAUUCACAAUCGUUAAUCCCUGACAUUAGGCCUAAUUCUCCAUCCCAGUCUCCAAUUAAUUCUCCAUCCCAGUCUCCUCAUGUUUCUCCAAUUAAUACGCCAUCGGCUGAUUUCUUUGCUCAAACUUUAGUUGAUAAGGAGGAGGAGGCAGUGGUGAUUAAUUACAUGAAGGACCGUUUUUUGCCAGCCAUCGAGAUGAUUAAAGUUGUUAACGAUGUUUCUGGUAUGGGUAUCGACGGUGACUUGGAUGACAUUGUUCGAAUGCUAAUCAAGUCAGCAAUUAAAACCCCAAGAGUGUUUGAUUUUGAAUGCAGGGAGAUCAUCUCAUGGAAUGUGAAGAUCCUUAGGGAUGUUAAGAGAAGAGGGAGGGAAAAUAUGGGUCCUGGUUUAGUCGAAUGGAUUUCUUUAGAUGCAAUUGGUAGGUCAGGUGGUGUUUUAGUUCUUUGGAAUCCUAAUGUAGUUCAUCUAGUUGAUCAUAUUGUUGGUACCUUUUCUAUUAACAUCGGUUUUAAACAUUGUAUUGACAAUUUUCAAUGGCUUUUCUCCGGCGUCUAUGGGCCUUGCGGAGUGGUCUAUUAUGAAUGA
Molecule: messenger RNA, 2649 nt
Organism: Papaver somniferum (opium poppy)
Lineage: Eukaryota; Viridiplantae; Streptophyta; Magnoliopsida; Ranunculales; Papaveraceae
Exons: 18
Coding region: 31-2649 (872 amino acids)
Biological process (GO): carbohydrate metabolic process
Molecular function (GO): carbohydrate binding; catalytic activity
Source: RefSeq, a predicted model, not a curated record